Colletotrichum higginsianum IMI 349063 is the source of this 1506-nucleotide messenger RNA. Its product is annotated as C6 finger domain-containing protein. The coding region runs from base 1 to 1506 and encodes 501 amino acids. The transcript has 3 exons. Gene Ontology annotation, biological process: regulation of DNA-templated transcription. Gene Ontology annotation, molecular function: zinc ion binding; DNA-binding transcription factor activity, RNA polymerase II-specific. Lineage: Eukaryota; Fungi; Ascomycota; Sordariomycetes; Glomerellales; Glomerellaceae. The record is from RefSeq and is a predicted model, not a curated record.
AUGGGUCGUUCCCGGGGCGGAUGUUCCAACUGCAAGCGACGGAAAAGGAAAUGUGACGAAACGCGUCCAGACUGCCGGGCUUGCCAGAGAAGAGGCAUCCAGUGCGAGGGCUACAGCACCGCACUCAAAUGGACCAACGGAAUAGCCUCGAGGGGCAGGUUCGCCGGAGCAGCAACCCCUGCUGCCGGGAGUUCAGGCGCAGACCCGUCAAAAUCCUCAGCCGAUCUGCCGAUCGUCGAACACUCACAACCCUGCCACAGCUCGUCCUCCACGUCUUCUAGUACCAAAAAUGUUAUGCUAUACGGCUCCGUCCCAAACCCCGACAGGCCGAGAUCACAACCAGAUGUAUCUUCCUUAGCAUUCUCACCUGCUGGUGGCACCAGUGAUCCGGAACAGCAGCUAUUCCAAAGGUUUCUCUCCACUGGAAUCCAUCGCUUGUACACCACCGAGAGCCAAAGUUGGGUGAAAGCCCAUUUUGUGGCCAUGGCACAGAAGAGCCAAGCCUUCAUUACCGUCUGCGAAGCUCUCCAAGCAUAUCUAGAGGACGGGUUCUCAGUACCAUCGAUGGAGCGCGUCGACCACGCACUCCAGACAUUCCGAUCGGAAUUAGAAACCCGACAAAACUCUUUCGAUGCAUCUACCGUAUCAGCUGGUCUGCUUCUGUGUAGUCUUUGUCUACUCCAGGCCCGACCUUGGACAAUGUAUCUCCAGCUCAUGGCUGGUCUUUACCAUUUAGAGACGAGAAUCGAAAGUCUGUUGCCUGCAGCCGACCAUGACUUCACCAUCCGGCAUUCCAUCGAGGUUUUGUCCAUUAUGGACAUGAAGCCCAUGGUUCUGGGACGAAUGACCAAGAGCAUGGGCGUUUGGCGUUGCCUUCGCAAAGUACAAGAUGGAUGGAAGGGGGGACGAGUUGGCGGCGUCGAGGUUGUCUCGGGGUUGCCGAGGAGUCUCCUCGACAUUCUUGCUGACAUUGGGGAUGAUGACGCAAGUGACGUCGAGACUCGGCUAUGGGCCUGGCCCGGAGAAGUUGGUGUGCAUGCACAAUGCAUUCUUUGGGACUGUUGGAGGUACACAGCAGUCUUGCAUGUGAGAAGACUUGAGAGAAACAAACGAAAGACGAACACAGCCAUGGACACAGAUCAACAGGAGGUUGAUCUUGCCGUUGCGGCACCGUUCCCUUCAAGAGAGGUCGUUCUAUGCCGCCUAGCGGCAUCAGUCUACGCGUUGAAUCGGGCACUCAAAUUGCCCGAAAACGACAAACUUCUGGUUCUGAACGGGCUCAUGUACCCGUUGGUGAUUGGCAGCCUAGAGGUUCCCCUCCUGGCUACACACUCAGACUGGAAGAAGAUAUUUGCCGACGUUCGGGAAUCGUUCUUGAACAAGGACUCUUUUCACCUCAUAAAGGUUGUUGACGAGGUUUUGAACGAGGCAUGGAGGGAGGGGACUGACACUUUUGAUAUAGAAGCAGCAGCUCGAAUGCGAGGUGUUGAGAUUGCAGUCUUUUGA